UGGGAGAUGUUGCUAUGCGCUACUCAUGACAAUCUCUCAAUUAGCUUUAGCAGAAUCUGUCAUAUUUUUAUUGCAUUCUCUACAGGGCUUAACAGAUUUUUGUCUAAAGCUUUGUGCAGUGUAACCGAUGCCUGGAAUCGUUCUCCACCACAGAAGAAUUUUAUUAAAGAAACAGACCAAGUCCACCAAAAAUUAAUUGCAAAUCUAUUUGCAUCUACUGAAAUGCUAUUCAAUCUUAUUUCAUUUCUCACAAACUGAAUUCAAAGUCUUCAACUGCCAAGUCUUUUUCAUAGGUUUUUUUAGUCUAUUUUUUUUUUACUAGUUUAUUUAAAAUUUGAAUUAAUUACUAUGCAACCUGUUGGAAGAAGAAGAAUUAUUAUAUCAAAAUUUUAAACAUUGAUUUUCGUUAUUCACUUCCAAUGCAGCUCAUUGGACGUGCCCAUGAAUGGUACAGAAAAUUACGUCAUGACUGGCAGCUCUAACCAUCGUGCUGAACAACUCAACUGGCUCUCAGAAAUUGCUUCUGCUGUGACAAAAGGAGCAGUGAAUCGACAUGUCUCAUCUCAAAACCCAAAUGUAGUGAAUAACACAGCUUCUUCUAAUCCUCACAAUGUUGGAAAUAAUUCUUUUCCAUUAUUUCUGUCCAAUUCUGGAACUAUUGUUUCACCAUCUGCUGUUCUCACCAGAAACAUAGAUGUCAAUAGUGUUAGAAUGUUUGUGCCACCACAGUAUCAAGCUGAACGCCCUCGCCAUGUGCAGCCUGUUUCACUUCCUAUUGGAGGAACAAAUGCAACACUGUACUACAGUCAAGCUCCUAGAAAUACACCAUAUUCAAAUUUUUUCCAGGCUACCUAUUCUUCUCCUAUGACUUUUUCAGCAGCUGUGCCUGUUGCUACAACUACUACUGUACCUGUAGAAGCUCAACGGUCUUAUCUGCAGGUAGACAAUUAUCCAUCACCGUCUCUUGUUGGUGUGCAGGCAAUUGGUUCAACACAUUCACAACUUCCUUGCUCUCCUGGAUAUUUACAACAACCACCUUUGGCCUCAAGUCCUUCCAAUCUCAGCAAUUCCACUUCUGUCUCUCACAGUAGACUUUUUCAGCAAGGUCGAAGCAUUCUUCUCAGUAGAUCUCCUGAAGGAAUGGUUGUCCAUUCACCUCAAGAAAGAGAUUCUGGUCAUGUGAGAAUCCAACUCUCUCCUGUCUUAACACAGAUGACCGAUGAUACUUCCCAAAGAAAAUCUUUUGCAUCAAAUGAUUCUAUGCUAGGAUCAUCAAGUUGUAGUCCAGUGAUAGACACAGCUCACAAUAAUGCUGUGCAUGACUUCACACUUUUAAAGGAAACCAGUCAACAAAGAACAUCCCCUUCCCAUAUGGGAUAUAGAAUGCCUACUGGGAAAGAAGGGAGCCUUAAGCACAGGAUAUUGAGGCCUCCAAGCAUUAAUAUUGUUGACCCACCUCCAUCAAUUAUUUCUGAUGCUCCUUUGUCUGCACCACCAAUUCGCACCCACCGUGAACCAUCUCCUAAACAAGCAAGAUCUAUUCCUUCUUCUGGAUAUCGUUCUUUCUCAAGUUCUGCAUCAUCUUUGACAGAAACUUCCAACAGAAUUGCAUCCAGUGGUGCAAGUCCUAGCAGCACAUUUCCUAACCAUUGUUCCUCUGUGUCCUCGGGAUCUCCAUCCCCUGCCCCUCCAGCUUCUCCAACAGCUGCUCAACUAAAAUACCCCCAGUCUUUCAUGAAAGGUGCCAUCAUACAGUUAGCAAAUAAUCAGUUGAAGCAAGUUGAGAAUAUGACAACAGAAGACUUCAUUGAGUGUGGAAUGUUAAGUCCUACUCUGAGGAUUGAUACCAGUACUGUAACAAGUAUCGAGAAAAUGCCGUCUACUGGAGCUGCUAAAUUGGGUUUCCAAGUUGGUCAGGAUAAUAUUCAGAUUACUGUAGAAGCCCCAUUAGAGCACCCAUUCUUUGUUUACAAGCAAGGCUGGUCCUCUUGUUCUCCAGAGCGUUCAGCUCAGCGUUAUGGUCUGACAUGCCAUAAAUUAAAAGUUGGUGAUACUUGUAUUUCACUUACAGAUAAACCUCGAACUUCUGUGAAUAACGAUGGAGAUAAGAAAACAACCAAUUUAAGUGUGCCAACUACAAACUCUGCAACAGGUGAUAAAAAUCAAAAUGUCUUGACCUCUAAGACAGUUGAAACUAAUGAAGCCAAAGAAGUGUCCCAAGCAUUAACCCUUCCUACAACUGUUGAUGUGUCUGGAAAACAGUCUGAUCAAACAGUUGAGAAAUUGUUAAGAGCUAAAAGUGAGACACCAUUCCUUGGACGAAAGCGGAAACGACGGUGGUCUGCUCCAGACAAUCUGCCCCAAGAAAAGGAAGAAAAUACAAAUUGUUGAAUUCGAAAGCACUUGUUGGAUAUUGCAACUAAAAGUUUAAUUAUUUGUUUUUAACAGCUUAAAAUUGAUUAGGGUGUGCUUUUUGAAUCCUUGCUUUCCUAUAUAUACAUAUAUAUAUUAUGUAAAUAUGUUCAUAGAAAAUCUUUAUUCUCAUAUGUAUUCAUGCUUCAUAUCAUUAACUCUUUAUCAUAACUAACUUCUUACCAAAAGUGUUUUGUGUUGUAUGUGAAAUCUAAUUUUAAGUUGCAUUAAAUAUCUGCUUUAAUAAAAAGUGCGAUGAAUAAUUCAUGAAUAUGCAUAAGCAAAAUCUGCUUAUUUCAUUUGUGAAAUAUAAUUGUAAAAAUCAAAGUAUAGAAAUUUUUAAUUGUGAUGUUUCAGAAU
Molecule: messenger RNA, 2772 nt
Organism: Argiope bruennichi
Lineage: Eukaryota; Metazoa; Arthropoda; Arachnida; Araneae; Araneidae
Gene: Atx-1
Product: ataxin-1-like
Exons: 4
Coding region: 442-2391 (649 amino acids)
Biological process (GO): regulation of DNA-templated transcription; anatomical structure development
Cellular component (GO): nucleus
Molecular function (GO): protein binding; RNA binding
Source: RefSeq, a predicted model, not a curated record